Topomyia yanbarensis is the source of this 16431-nucleotide messenger RNA. RefSeq names its product protein purity of essence (gene poe). Gene Ontology annotation, molecular function: zinc ion binding; protein binding. Lineage: Eukaryota; Metazoa; Arthropoda; Insecta; Diptera; Culicidae. The transcript is spliced from 9 exons. The coding region runs from base 11 to 16111 and encodes 5366 amino acids. The record is from RefSeq and is a predicted model, not a curated record.
GAAAAGCAAGAUGGCUGCACAUUCGGGAGGAGUAGAUUGGGCUGUCGUUUUAAAACCUUUUUUAACGAGUACAAGUGAAAGUUCAGGAAAAUCUGAUACUCUCAAUUUGGUGAAAACCAUCAUCCACAGUGAAAAUGAAAUACUUGAUCAUGAUGUCAGUCACAAGCAGUUUUUCGACAGUUUGGUCGUGUUGGCUGCAGAAAAUAUUACCAAUCAAAUCACCACACUUUCCCAGACACAGCUACCGCAGUUUGCUGAAGCUGCUACCGUCCUUAUUCGCUACAUUAUGCAGCACUUGGACGUUCAAGCACCUAACAAACCAAGCAUUUUGCUUAUGGCGCUUAAAGUUCUCUGCGAAGGACGCAGGGAAUCAGAACAUCCUGCCGGUAGUUCCUCGGUAUCGUCGAUUAUAUCUGCCUCCGGUAUGAAAUACAUCAAAUAUCCGGAAGCUCACAGCAAAUCGUCGUCGGUUGGCGGUGGCGGUAGUUCAUCCGGAGUUGGUGUUGGUGCCGGUGGCAGUGGUUCGGAAAAGGAUAGUCCUAAAAGUGAAAUGAAGCGCUCUCGUUCGGACCUAUCUACGGUUAUUCUGCAGCAGCUCACGACACCAUUGGGAGCCGGUGUGUUUACGUUUGCUACUUUGAGCGAAGAGCAAAUCGAUUGCACGGAUCUCUUUGUCAAGUCCAACAUACAGUAUCUGCAAGCAACAAACGGAGGUGAUACUUUGUUCAAGUGGUGUACCCAUUCUCUGACAACAUUAGCAAAAUAUCGCAUCAAAUACGAAGAAUGCACAGUGCAAGGUAAACCCUUGUAUCUCCCUAUUACGACAACAGAGGCAACAUCCGUUAAGGCCAACCUUGCCCAAAUUGAAUCGGACAUUUCCAAUCUCUUGCUGGCGGUUUCGCUGCCAAUAUUGGAACCACUCACACCCAACAAGAUUAUCUUACUUUCUCAAUGCGCAAUGUCUGCUUUGUACUGCGCUGUCCUAACUUCAACGGCCACCAGUGUGCUGUCGAUGGCUGCUAGCGGCUCGCAGAAAAGUGCAUCAUCAACUCAACUUCAGCAGAAGGAACAGCAGUCUUCUGGCGCACAGUCUCAGAAGGAAACUGACGAGGAAGAAGAUUACGCAAGAAUUGUGGUGGAUCGCGGACUCGAAAUAUUUACCAAAAUUGGUAGUAUUCUAAAAAGUUCCACCCGGACCCAUAUUUACCAGAAUCACGUUUGCAUGGGAGCUUGGCUGUUGAUCUAUGGCAUUCAAGGAACGAUGGGUGCUUCUGGUAACCCUGCGGGGGGAAAUGUUCAACAAGCAGCUACGGUCAAAGCAUCAGAAGAGAGUCUGAAGGGCCGAAGCCCAUUAAAGACGUUGGAUGUACCUCAAAUGGCCUCCGCAACUCCGUCUCCAGCGUUGCGAGUGAAUCUGUUCAAAGUUCAACAAGGCUUUGGUGUCCUUAAUGCAGCAAUUGCUCGACAUAGUAUUUCUCUAUUGACGGAGUUGAUUGACGAUUUGAAAAUCGAUUCUCGCUCGGACGACGAUGAGUACAGUAGCAUUGAAUCUGCUGGAUUUGACAUUUUAGGGCAGUAUUCAUCCAUACAACGAGUGGUACGCGUUCUGAAUAGUGCAACGCUACAACAAUUGAUGACGUUCUUGGCAACGGUUUCCUACAGAAAGGCAUGUACUCUUCGUAGGAUCAAUACAAAGAAUACCAACGAGGGCGAGCCGAUGAGCUACAGUGAUUCUACGACUUACUAUAACGAUACAUUCUCCUGUUCCGAAGAGAGUGAGCCUGAGGAAGAAGAUAGUGACAGUUAUCUAGGACUGUGGUUCAAGGAAACAUUAUCACCGGAAGCAAACGAAGAGCUGGUUGAGACACAAGAACAAGAGAAGAAGGAUGAAAAACGCCAUGGUAGCAACCUAGUUUCGACCAAGGAUGAACCUCAUGAAUAUCUCAAUUUAAGCUCACUAAUUUUUAACUUCUUCGAUAUAUCACUCGGAGGACAACACAUCUACUUGAAUCGCUAUGUAAGAACUGGUUUAAGCGAGCAACAGAUGGUCUUACUGGCAAACAUUCUUCGAGAUCUGGACCGAGAUUCCGCUCGAGGUGAACCGGAAAAUUCGGGCUGUUUACAAUGGCAGAAUGCAAUGGUCAAGUUUUCCGGUUCUGUUGGACGUUAUUUGCACAAUUUGAUCUCAAAUUCUCUUCUGAACGAGUCGCUACAAUCGGCUCUUCUACUCCACCUUGGAGUUUCUCCAUGGACCCAAGAUUCAAACAUUUGGCCUCUGCAAGUGUACUCGCGCACACUAGCCGUUUUAGUACAGAUACUGUUACUAAAACCUUCACAAGAAAAGGAAGCUGCAUGCCUGUCGGUUUGGCACCGACUGGUUAAUACAUUGGUUGAAGGUGUUUGCUCAUCUCAAACCAUUCCAAACGAGUCGGAUAUCGAGGAUUUAAAUGUUGAACAUGCGCAACUGUUACUCUUCCUGUUUCACUCUCUUAAUUUGAUGCAGAAAAAAUCUAUACUGCUAUUAACAGCUGGAGGGGUCAUCCGUUGCUCUGAGGUUUGUCGCUCCGUUACCCCUGAGAAACCUCUGCGUGACAAUCAGAUAAUGCUGCUGUCGAGAUUGCUUAUCUUCCUGGAAUACCUAAUGAAGCAUUUGUACAAUCCCCCGAACGUUCUGCUAGAACAAGUUCGAUGGAAUUUAUUCAGUGUGUUCACUCUGGACUCUGAUCAAAAGAUCUCCGAUCUCAUUAAUUACAAAACAAAAAUGAUGUCAUUCUGCCGCAAGGAUAUCGAGGAUAAACAUCGGAAACUUGCCAACGAGUUCAGUGUUGGAGGUGUGAAGCCAAAGUUCUACUCGUUGACCACCGUAGAUGCUAAAAUCCAGCAGGAAUUUAAACUGGAUGGUCUUGCUUGGAAUUUCAUUCUCUGCACACCGGAUAAGCUAAAAUAUCCCUGGUUAAUCGAUGCGUUGAUCGACAUUCUGAGCAUUACGGAUAUGUGCGUGGCAAAAAUACCGUUCCAGACGCUGUGCGCAGUACAUUAUUGUUUUAGUUUAUGCUGGAAGCUACUGCUAGGAUUGCCGCCUUCCACACAACAUGUGGAGGCACUGAUGCAGGAAAAGAUUCCCAAUCUGCACUCACUGUUAUGGUCGAUUCGUUGUCUACACCCGAUUACUCAUUCCCAUUAUCUGAUUGUGAAUAGUUUGGUAAAACAGGGCAUGUACACUCAAUCGGCGGAAGCACUUUGGAACCGCCUUACCGACCACGUAUCCGAUGUAAAAUACAGUCUCAAAUUGACUAUGAUGGGUCUUGAAUCGUUCUCGGAAUCGUUCAUACCAGAACAGCCACGACUAUCGAAAAUCAUUCUACUGGACAGUUUGGUAUCGCAUUUAUAUGCCAUAUGUUGGGCCGAGAAGGAGGGCGUUAACAUCAAGACAAAAUCGAAUAAUAACAGCAGUAGCUCGUCAAGCAGCAGUAGCACUAGUUCGACCAGCAGCACCAGUAGCUCUACUUCGACUUGUUCUAGCGGAAGCGAUUCUAGCGUUGGACCAGCCGGUGGUGUAUGCAGCCAACAGCAGCUUAGUAUUUCUCCGGGAGCUCCUGCUACUGUUGACGUAUCAACAACUACGGGGCCUGGAUUGGAAACAGUGAAAAUGGCGUCACGCAAUGAUUUGACCAGAAGUGUGAUGGUAAAAUUAAUGGAUGUGCUAGAGAUUGUGAAAGAAGCGACAUACAAAACGAUGUUUCAAAAUUUGAGCGGACAGAUUCCGGCCACCUUAAUUGAACCUCUGAUUGCAAUAUGUGGCUCUAAGAACACAUUCUGUCAAGAUUUGUCAACUCAACUGGUUGCACUUAUUACCGGACAGGACAAGGACGUUAUUUCUGUUGAAUGGCGUAAGAACUUGUCCAUUUCCAGUGAAGACAAUUUCACCAGCGGAUCAUUCCCGGUGGAAGUCCACACCUUGACUGUAAUCGACGGUCAUCUUACAGAGACGUCAAAGCAUUUAACCUACUCAAUUCUGCUCUCGUUGAAGCACGCUCUAAAAUCGUGUAUCAAUCUCAUCUACUACAUGUUACCGAACUACGACGAUAAACAGCUGGAUGAUGAACUGAAAGGAAUUUUGAUUCCGAUGGUAUUUGAUCUUCGAUCCGAAUAUCUGUAUGAUGUGGUAAACAAAUGUUUGGAAUCGCUUUUGAGUGGCGAUUCCAGCUCAGAAACCUAUCAACUACUAGCCUAUUCGAAUAUACUACAACACAGUUACAAAUUUUUGAUUGAAUACGCCGAGUUAUCAGCUCAAGGACAACCGAUUAACAUCGAAGAAAGUGUCCUCCACAGUAUAAUAAAAUUUUGGGAGUCGAUGCUUGAUAAAACCAUUGGUUUGAAGGCCAUGCGCGAAUUUUUCUACGGUACUAAAAGGGGCAAUCUUGUGCAAGUUCUGCUGUCGUUCACCGGAACCAGCCUGUCGCAGAAAUAUGCUACCAAGGUAUUGCUGUUCUUCGAGAAACUUUUUGCCGCUUCUGAAAAACUCGACGCACAGUUUGAUGAAGAGGAAGUCGGCUGUUGCAUUGGUGAACUUGCCAAUGCAGAUGCAUCAAAAUUGAAGAGUUGGCUUAGUCAUAUUCUGCUUGGGCCUCGAGGAGUCAGUUCGAAUUCCGUCGGGUCCAAUGCAUCGAGCAACGUUCCAACACCUACAAAUAUGGCAACCGUUUCAGCAAUACCCAGUAUUACCGACCAGUUGGCGGUGUCUGGUAUAUCCGAGAACAACACUGGCAAUAAUGCAUCGGUCGGAGGUGACCCGGAUGCAAUGGAUAUCGAUUAUGAGUGUAUGCCAUGGCAUAGAGAUACCAGUCGCACCGGAAAUGACACUGUCGAUGAAGCGUUGGAGAAGAACGGCAAGUUGUUGCAGGUUUUGGUAAAGUAUAUCGUAGCAGAGAAUAGGAUUGCGGCGUCUGUUUCAGAGGCUCUGUUUCAAGCAUUGAUACAAAUAGGACACAACUUAUUAUGCCCCGCACAGGAAGCUAUCGAAUUUGCUGAUCUGUUACAAGUAAUGAUCACAUUAGCGGAUGCUGGCAAAGGGCGUGGUCACGCUGUUUUAUUCACGGCUGCCAUCGAUUGGCUGGAGAUAUCUAAGAAUCAAGUACUUGAAGGCAAAGUAAACAAGAAUGGGUCGAAGGCAGCAGUUCAACUUGAAAAUGUCACAGCGAUUCUGAAGUACAUGAGUGACCUAUUGCUUGGCUUGGGAGCAUCAGGCAGUCGUUCAAUAAAUCCUCCAUGGGAAGAAGAUACACCGUUGGAUGCAGAAGACAUUUUGGACGAUUUAGGUGGUGACGAUGAGGAUAGUGCCGUUGAAGAUUCCGACGAAGAUAGUCUGAGUAACAAGCUAUGUACUUUUUCGAUCACCCAGAAAGACUUCAUGAAUCAACACUGGUAUUACUGCCAUACAUGUAAAAUGGUAGAUGGUGUAGGCGUCUGCUCCGUCUGCGCACGCGUUUGUCAUAAAAAUCACGAUAUCAGUUACGCGAAAUAUGGAAACUUCUUUUGCGAUUGCGGUGCGAAGGAAGAUGGUUCCUGUCAAGCACUGUCUCGACGCAGUAACUCGGGCCAUGUAGAUGAUUCUAUUCUGGGAUCCGCCUUACCUAGAUCCUCUGAAGCUGACUCAGUUAUGUUGACCAGUUCCCUUCGACGUCGUGCUUCCAGUCCAACAAAUCAAACAAAUCAACCCGGAAAUGGUCAAAUGUCGGAAAAGGAACUGUUGCUGUCAAAGAUUAUCGAAAGUUCCAAAGAUGCUCUUGGCAACCCGGACCAAUGGAAGGUUGUCGUUCGUUGCAUUUUGGCUUUCUUUAAUUCGCUUAUGCCAGCCAUUAAAGAUCACUGUGCGAAAUAUUCCACUGUUGGGUGUCAUCUUCGUGCGCGCAAUGCAUUGGAACGUUUGCAUCAACCUGAGAAAUCGUACUCAUUUAGCGAUCAAAUCAUGGUUGCUACACUUGGAUCGCAGGAAGGAGCAUUUGAAAACGUGCGCAUGAACUUUUCCGGAGAACAAGGACAAACCAUCAAACAAUUGCUCUCCUCGAACCUAGUUCGUCGUGUGGCCUUGUGCUGCUUAGCGUCACCACACGGCAAGCGUCAACAGUUGGCCGUAUCUCACGAGAAAGGAAAAGUAACGAUUCUCCAACUGUCUGCUUUGCUGAAACAAGCUGAUGCAGCAAAGAAAAAACUUACUCUAACAAGACUGGCAUCGGCUCCCAUACCUUGUACGGUUCUUUCACUCGCUUCAAAUCCAGCCAACGAAGACUUCCUGGCAGUGUGCGGACUUAAGGAAUGUCACAUUCUUACAUUUACCAGCACGGGAGCGACGAAUGAGCACAUAAUUCUAACGCCACAGCUGGAAACCGGUAACUUCAUUAAACGCGCAAUUUGGCUGCCAUGCUCCCAAACCAAAUUGGCUCUGGUAACGGCAGAUUUUGUCAAAAUAUAUGACCUUGCAGAGGAUAGCUAUAGUCCGCAAUAUUAUUUCCUUGUGCCGAGUGGCAAAAUACGGGAUUGCACAUUUGUUUUCCAAGAAGAUACCUACUAUAUGUUGAUUAUGUCGUCACAUGGUUACAUUUACACUCAACCGUUGAGCGAUGAAAGUUUAGCUAAGCAUGGUCCAUUCUACGUCACCAGCACUCUUGAACUGGAUCAUCCAUCGAUUGCCGAUGACAACGGUCAGAUUCUUUCCGGAGGGGUCUCAAUUUACUACUCCCAUGUGCUCCAGAUGUUGUUCUUCAGCUACGUCGCUGGUCGUAACUUCAUGGCUCCCCUGACCAAUGUUAACCAGGGCGUAAAGUGUAUUAUGGAUCUGAUUUGCAACCCAGCAUCGAAAGUAUUUUCCAAAUCACCAACUCAACCAUUAUGCCAGUGGACAGAAAUUCCUGGUCACCCAGGAUUAAUUUGCGCCAUGAUGCAAAAUCUGAACAAUCCGGUCAUCUUCAUGAUCAAACCAGAUGGUUACGUUGCACAGGAAAUUAAGGCGCAGAACGCAAAGGCGAAAAUCAUGGAUAUGGUAGCAAUUCGUCAUUCGGUUUCCGGUGUGGAGAAAACAACUCUGAUUCUGCUGUGUGAAGAUGGCAGCUUGAGAAUUUAUGCAGCACAUCCCGAAAACACCAGCUAUUGGUUGUCGCCUGAAAUUCAACCCAUCGGAAAUCAGUUUCAAACGGGGGCUUACUCGAAGUCUAGAAAAUCCAAGAAAUCAAGCAAGCAGACGAAUGCUGGUCAAUCAAACGGUAAGAGUGGUAGCAGCUCGGCCCCAACAUUCCCGAUUGACUUCUUCGAACACUGUACGCUGAUGAACGAAGUUGAGUACGGUGGAAAUGAUCUGCUGCAAAUUUACAACACCCAACAUUUGAAACAUCGGCUUAAUUCGACCGGUUUGUACGUUACCUCGACGCGGGUCAACGGUUUUACGCUGGAUGUGAUGAACAAUGAUCCCAAUAUGGUUAUUACGGGUAUUCGCAUAUCGAUUGGUUCACAGGAUGUGAGCAAGUCACCCCAAAACGUAACCAUCAUAGGAAGAGUUAUACCAACAGUAGCAACGCGUGCCCGUUGGUUCGAUAUACCUUUGACGCGCGAAGAAAGUCUACAAAGUGACAAAAAGCUAAGUAUUCUUUUUGGCCCCUCACAAGAUGCCGAAAACAUUACAAUUUUAGACAGCAUCAAAAUCUACGGUAAAACAAAGGAUGUGUUUGGAUGGCCCGAAGAGUCUGAGGAUGUAGGAUCUACUCAGAUGAACUCCGUUGUACAAGCACCAGGUCAGGUAACUAAUACAACAAAUGGAACCGAAACUGUCGAUAGCAGUGGAAGCUCCGGUAUGACGGUGACUCCCCUGGAUAAAAUGGUCUCCACCAUGUUGCAAGUUCUGGAUAGUAGUGUGUCACAUCUUGGAGGACCGAACAGCGAGGAAAGUUGUAGACAAACUGCUGUCGAUGUUGCUACUUCAUUGAUCCUUUAUCCAACUACCAAUCAAGUUCAGCAGGAUGCUCGUAACCUCCUAAUCGCUUGUCAACCUAACAAGGCAGCUUAUCAUAAUUACAAAGAUAAAGAGAUGCUGGCCGAUAUUAAUGAACAGCUGAAGAAAAUGACCGACGCAAGGGACUAUAGAAACAUCGAUCCAGAAGCUUUUUACCGGGUAGUUCUUAUGACUCGCGGAAUCGCCAUUCAACGGCCCCAAUCACUUACUAAGAUCUGCUCGGAAAACAACUACCCGAUAUUGCAACAACUAAUGGUGCUAAUGAAAGACUUGCACAAAAUUACGCCAGCCUAUGAGGAACCGCUUGCUAUAAUUAAACAAGGACUGUCGCACGUCGAAGCCGUAGUUUACUCCCUGGUGGAGAUUAUUUACGCCUUUGCACUAUCCGAGAGCGACAUGAUUGAAUCGAUGACCAAAUUCUUCGUCGAUCUUCUGCUUGAUCCUGCUCCAAUCAUCAGUCACAGCGCUAAACAAGCAAUGAUUCGUUUACUAAGACCCAAAAUUCGUAGGCGCAAGGUUCUCAUUGAAAGUCCUCCCGUUUGUUCAACCCCGACCCCAUCCGCUGCUGCAUCAAUUCUACCAGGACCAUCAACUUCGUCUAUGCCUUCUACCUCGUCGGCUGGAGCUGUGGGAUCUGUUGGCACCGUUGCUUCUGGUGGUGCAGCUGAUGAUUUUGCAAGUGCCAUGCAAGAAGUGGAUGCAAUAGAAUCACUUGGGCUUGAACCUUCCGGAGGAAAUCAAGCAUUGGCGUCUUUGGAAGCCUUGCUGGGCGUUGGCUUUCCACAUCUGCUGGAAACUCCUGAUACUGACGACGAAACCAUUAUGGAGAUUGCUAUUGCACUAAGUUUACAAGAUAACGAAACUGAUUUGGUUGCACUACAGCAAAGUAUCGCACAAUACCAAGGUAGGAAUCGAAACCAAGCUCAAGGACUACCGGCUGCCAUUGCCGGAGGUUCAUCAUUCAAUGUAGAAUCAAAUACGUCUGGUGGUGGAUCGGACGAUGAUGAAAUUUCCAAUGUAGCAACAGAAGGAUCCACUCUUCGUACUUCGCCAGCAGGUGAACACGCUGGUAGUGGCAGUGGCGGAUCGGAGAGCGGUUGCAGCGGAGUUGAAAGCAUUGGCGGAACAUCUGGACGUAGCUCUACCUACGAAGAACAGCCUAAUCCGUCACCUCCAAGAACAUCUGGAGUCGAUCAGAUACCGCCACAGCCGAUAGCCCCGCCUGAAAUGGAAGAUACUGGUAGUGAGAACGCGUGUAAAUUACACGUGCUAAGAUAUUCAAUUCUCAAUAAAUUGGUCGAUAAUUUUGCUGCCCUAGAUACCGUUAAUGGGUCGCAGUGCAUUCCAUUCAUGCAAACCAUUUUAAUGUUGACGUCGGAUCUUGAUGGAAGCCAGGAGGCAGAUCAGCAGGUUAUGAGCCGAUUACUUCAAGCUCUUAUCGAUCGUCUGGAAAUCCCAGCAACAAAAAUCUACCAGAUGUCAAAUCGGACCACGAAAACGGAAGUUCAAUUAAUUAUUCUUCGCCUAGUUGGCGUUUUGAUGGGAAAGGUUAAGUCGAAAUCGUCGACUUCAUCGUCGGUUGUUGUCGCAUCUUCUUCCGCCGUGAAUCAAGCAGUUCUCGACAAUGCGACCUUUGUAGCCCAGGCUACGGCCAAUGCAUUGAUGAAAAACAAUGCCAUUCCGUAUUGUCUGAUGAUCAUGGAGUCGUUCCUACCACACUGGAAGCAUGUCGCAAACAGUGAGGAACUGGGUACUGGAACGAACACAGCCAAUACAGCGACUGGCCCUGUUAUAACAACCCCAGGUGGAACACCAACAAACAGUUUACUAAAACCCACGCUGUACGGUCUAUCGCCAGAUAUGCAACCUUUCUUUGCACGUCAGUAUGUGAAGGGUUGUACUGACGUAUUUGAGCUCUAUCCACAAGUUCUUACAGAGAUGGCUGUUCGUCUACCGUACCAGAUACUUAAGCUGUCGUCUGGUCACCCAUCGUCACAUGAUUGGUACCAUUCGCUGUGUGAAUACAUGACAAAUACAUUGUGCGAGUACAUGAUGUACAUGCAAUCACCUGUGCUGCGCCGACAGGUCCGUAAACUUCUUCUGUACAUAUGUGGAAACAAGGAAAAAUAUCGUCAGUUACGAGAUCUACAUUCACUUGAUACUCACAUGAAAGCUGUUAAAAAGUGCUGCGAUGGACGUGCACCGCAAGUUUCUUCGAUUGGGUCUACUACCAGCGCGAUUCUAAGCUACGAUUCGCUAGUGGAGCUGACAGAGCAUUUCAGAUCCUGUCAGGAAAUUGCCUCCAUUCGUACUGGGAACUGGCAAAAGUUCUGUCUCAGAAAUUCAGAUGUUCUUUCGUCAUUGUUGAACAUCAGCUGCUGCCAGUUGGAGGAAGGCGUUUCUUCAAUUAUAUUGCAGCUACUGCAGUCUGCCAUGUGCAACACUCAAAGUAACAAACAGGAUUCCGCAAAUGCUGCUGGACCAUCCAGUAUAAAGAUCUCCGUGAUGAAAGAUCGCAAAGACCGUGACAAAUCGGAAGAAUCGGACACAGCGACAGAGUCUAGAUUUGACCCUGCCCAAUGCGUAGCUUUAGUAUCUCAGAUAUUUAGUCAAGUUUUGAUGCAAACUUUGACCAUCUUUAUCCGUAGUUUUUUGCUUGAAACUAAUUCGACAGCUAUUCGUUGGCAGGCACACAGUCUAGUCUAUGCUUUCUACGAGAACAGCACAGAAUCCAACAAGGAGCAACUAUUGCAAUGUCUGUGGGGGCUUUGGCCUCUGUUACCUGCAUAUGGAAAACGAACUGCACAAUUUGUAGACCUCCUCGGAUUUUUAACUUUGAACACCAAAUCUUUGAGUAACAAACUACCUGACUAUACAGCACAAGCUGUCUCGGUUCUACGCCAGCAGAACGAAUUGCUUACCAGACACCCGAAUGCUCCGAUCUAUACUGCCCUCGGUCAUGUACUAGAGCUAGAAGGAUUUUAUCUUGAAUCAGAGCCGUGCUUGGUAUGCAACAAUCCAGAAGUUCCCUACUCCAACAUUAAGUUAUCUACAAUAAAGGUCGAUUCCAAGUUUACCACCACUACCACCAUUGUGAAACUGGUUCAGAGCCACACUAUAUCCAAAAUCAUUCUUCGUAUUGCUGAUCUGAAGCGUGCCAAGAUGGUUCGAACGAUUAAUAUCUACUAUAACAACCGUACCGUUCAAGCGGUAGUGGAACUCAAAAAUCGCCCUUCAAUGUGGCAUAAGGCGCGUAAAGUUACAUUGCAGUCGGGUCAAACGGACGUAAAGGUGGAUUUCUCGCUGCCGAUCACGGCAUGUAAUUUGAUGAUUGAAUACGCCGAUUUUUACGAAACCGUCAGUGGUUCCAGCGAAAGUUUGCAGUGUCCACGGUGUAGUGCUGUUGUCGCUGCAAAUCCUGGAGUUUGUGGCAACUGUGGUGAAAAUGUGUUCCAGUGUCACAAGUGUCGAGCGAUCAACUAUGACGAAAAGGAUCCCUUCCUGUGUCAUUCGUGCGGUUUUUGCAAGUAUGCUAAAUUCGAUUACAGUAUUUUUGGACGAGCUUGCUGUGCUGUUGAUCCAAUCGAAUCGGCGGAAGAUCGAACCAAGACGGUUCAAACGAUUCAUGCUUCACUGGAAAAGGCGGAUCGUUCUUACAAGACGUUACAGAACAACAAGCAAAUUUUGGAACUGUUAGUUCAAAAGGUGGCUGAGCACAAACUGGAUCGCACGUUUGAUGAAACGUUGAUCGGGUCGGUUGUUGGAUCGUCCCAGGUCAAUAAAGUUAUUCAGCUGUUGGCUCAAAAAUAUUGCGUCGAGUCGAAAUCUACAUUUGAAGAGUUGAGUAAGAUCAUCCAGAAAGUACAAGCAUGUAGGAGGGAGUUGGUGGCUUACGAUCGAAGUCAGAUGGAUUCGCCUAGCGGCGGAACGUUAGCUCAUGCGUCAGUUCUAGAUAGGGCCGUCGCAAUGAAUAAAUGUUACGGAUGCGCCCUAGCAUCAACCGAACAAUGUUUAACAUUGUUGCGAGCAAUGGCGUCUAAUAUGCCGUGUCGAAUUGGGUUGUGCAAUCAAGGGUUGGUUCAUGAACUAGCGCACAAUAACCUACGACGUGGAACGAAUCAAAUUCAAGAUGAAGUUCGCCAAUUGCUUUGCCUGUUAACUAGAGAUCUGCCGGACGCAACCGCUGGUCUUUGUCAGUUGCUACAGGAUCGAGUCAAAAUGGCUCUGAGUGGUUCUGUUCCGCUGGCUAAUUUAGAUUCUGCUGUUCGGCAUGAGAUGGCGCUUUUGGAAGCGAUGACCGCACAGGAUGAUUCUUGCUGGGAGCUGAAACUGAAGGCUGUGAUUGAACUAUUUCUGCAGGCGUCUAGAGAUGUCCGCGGACCUGCAGUUGCCGUCAUUCAACCAUGUCUUCGCAUUGUUCAAUCGCUUAUGUGCCCACCACUUCCGACCAGCAAAACGAACAAAGAUCUGACAACACAGGAGCUCUGCACCGUCCAACCCAUGGAAGGACUUACCGUCAGCUACGAGAAAUGGAUCGCAGGAGAUCUGCAGCACUCGUUUGCCGCCUGGAAAGCCAGAAUGCCACCGAUUACGGGUACGGCAACACCCAGAGCAGAGGAUAGCACGAUUCAAUUAGCACAAUCGGCCGCGGGAGGUACAACAGGUGGAAGUCACCAGACCACUCCGAUCAGUAGUUUCCGCUCGGCACUGGAACAGAAACGUAGUCAGUUUAGAAAUGCUUAUCUUUUCGAGAAGUAUGGAAAACGUUGGCGCCAGAAGGUACUCAGUAAGGGAGUUAAUGCUGUUCCGCUGGAGUUAACUGCCGCUUGGUUGCAACCGGUACUGUUCAACACAAAUUCCCGUUUAGGACGGCAGUUGGCCUGCGCUUUAGUCACUUCGCUUAGCAGAACUACUGAACGAAAGCGGGAGAUCCUGGACCUUUUGACUACAUUUUUGAAGCAUAUUGGUGAAAGUGGUGAAGCCAGUUCUGAGUUUAUUGCGCUAUAUCGCAUUCUGGCGGAUGAAACACCGUGGAGGCAAUAUUUAGCCUUGAAGGGUGUUCUAUCGUUAACAGCAAAUCUGCUAACAGUCGAAAUUGAAAAAAUACAUCAUUUGGAAGAGACGACUCUUUCUUCGGAUUUGGCACAGGGGUACGCACUGAGGCAGUUAGUAGAGCUAAUGGCUAUGUUCCUGGAUAAUCCACCGAUUCGUAAGGCUUACAAGGGAAAGCUGUUGGGAUCAGUUCUACAGGGCUACUUGAAUUUGAGAAAGCUGGUUGUUCAGAGAACUCGAAUGAUCGAUGACGCACAGGAAAAACUGCUGGAAAUGUUGGAAGAAAUGACAACCGGUACAGAGGAGGAGACAGCCGCCUUUAUGGCAGUUUGUAUUGACACGGUUAGAAAAACUUCGACUUCGGAUGUGAAGACCCCAGUUUUUAUGUUCGAACGUCUCUGUUCGAUCAUUCACCCGGAGGAAAACGAUGUGGGCGAGUUCUUCUUGACACUGGAGAAAGAUCCUCAGCAGGAAGACUUUUUACAAGGACGUAUGUUGGGCAAUCCAUACCCAUCUAACGAAGCUGGAUUGGGUCCUUUGAUGAGGGAUGUUAAGAACAAAAUAUGUAUUGAUUGUGAGUUGGUAGCCCUGCUGGAUGAUGAUAACGGAAUGGAACUGUUAGUGCAUAACAAAAUCAUCAGCUUAGACCUUCCGGUUAAAGAAGUUUACAAAAAAGUGUGGCUUCAAGAGGGAGGCGAACGAGAUGCAAUGAGAAUAGUCUAUCGUAUGCGUGGUCUUCUUGGUGAUGCGACGGAAGAGUUUAUCGAAACCCUGAACGCCAAGAGUCAAGAAGAGGUUGACAACGAACAGCUCUAUCGAAUGGCUAAUGUUUUGGCAGACUGUGACGGUUUGAAGGUGAUGCUCGAACGAAUUGGUAGCCUGCAGAAUGUAUCUAAAUCCAGAACACUGUUGCAAGUACUACUUAAAUUAUUCUUGUUGAGCGUGAAGGUUCGCCGCUGCCAGGAAGUUUUGUGUCAACCUGAGUUAGGUGCUAUAAACACCCUGUUGAAAGUGCUACAACUCUGCUUGCAGAGCGAAAACGACGCGCAGCAAUCAGCAGUCACCGAAAAACUGCUCGAAAUCAUGGAAACUAUUCUAUCCAAAGCAGCUUCAGACACACUUGACUCGUUUCUUCAAUUCUCUCUUACAUUCGGAGGUCCAGAGUAUGUGCAAGCCUUGCUUUCGUGUACUAACUGCGCAAAUGUUCGUAACAGUCCAUCGGUUUUGAGACAUUUGAUUCGUGUCUUGGCGGCCCUCGUUUAUGGCAACGAUAUUAAAAUGGCACUGCUGUGCGAACAUUUCAAAGAGGUUUUCGAUUUCAACAAGUUCGAUGCAGAUCGAACCCCGGAAGACGAAUUUAAGCUUGAACUAUUCUGCGUUCUAACCACCGGCAUCGAGCACAAUUCAAUAGGCGGUACCUUGAAAGAUUACAUCAUGAGUUUGGGCAUUGUCGAGAAGGCAUUGGAAUAUAUUAGAAGCCAUGCUCCGUGUGUAAAGCCAACCUUGCUGAGAACCGACUCGGACGAACUGAAGGAAUUUAUUUCACGUGCUUCAUUGAAGUACAUUUUGCGAUUCCUGACCGGCUUGGCAACGAAGCACGAGGCCACACAGCUGGCCGUUGCAAAGGAUAUCAUCCCCAUCAUUCAUCGUUUGGAGCAAGUUUCAAGCGACGAGCAUGUUGGAUCGUUGGCUGAAAAUCUGUUGGAAGCUUUGUGCACUGAGCUGGCUACAGCAAAACGAGUUCAGGAAGUCCGCGAUUUCACCCGGGCUGAGAAGAAACGAUUGGCAAUGGCAACCCGAGAAAAGCAACUGGAUGCACUGGGUAUGAGAACCAACGAUAAAGGUCAGGUUACAGCGAAAGGUUCAAUUUUGUCACAAAUUGAAAAGUUGCGAGAAGAGACUGGCUUGGCGUGUUUCAUCUGUCGCGAAGGUUACGCGUGUCAACCGAACAAAGUUCUUGGAAUUUACACCUUCACUAAGCGAGCGAAUGUUGAAGAAUUCGAAAUGAAGAAGAAAACAGUCGGAUACACUACGGUGACUCAUUUCAACAUAGUUCAUGUCGAUUGCCACAUGUCGGCGAUCAGGUUAGCCAGAAGUCGUGACGAAUGGGAGAGCGCUUCGUUGCAGAACGCAAAUACCCGCUGUAACGGUUUGCUGCCGCUGUGGGGUCCGGAUGUAAGCGAAUCGGCAUUCUCAUCUUGCAUGGCUCGACACAAUAACUACAUGCAGGAAUCGACUCAACGAUGUGAAAUUACUUUCAGCAGCUCAAUUCAUGAUCUGAAAUUACUAAUUGUUCGUUUCGCGCAAGAGAGAAGUUUCCACGAAGACGCCGGUGGCGGUGGUCCUCAAUCCAACAUGCAUCUAGUCCCGUACUUGCUGUUUUAUAGUCUUUACACGCUUCUUUCAUCGCGUUCAUACUCUCGCGAAGAAAUGAUUCUCAGUGCUUACAUAACACAUAAACCAUCGGAUCGCUGGCUAGAGUGCGCCUAUGAAGCUGAAGGUCCGUUGUAUCUGAUCGCCAUGUCGUUGGCCUUACACACACCUGGAAUUUGGAAUCGUAACAAGUUAGCUCACCUGAAACGUCUCAUCACUGUUGGCCACGCGCGUCACGUUAGUCCGAACACUAUCUGCAAGUUUAUCGCACCGAACGACAAAACCCAAAAGGAUUACAACAUUUACAAACCGUACCUUAUGCUUUGGGGCUUGGUGGAUUUGAUUUACAAGAAUUUCUUCCGUACGGUAACCACCCCGAAGGAUGAAGAUUGGCCGAUAUCGCUGUUUGACUAUCUACGCCGUAAUGACGAGGCGAUGCUUAAAAAUGCCGAUAGCACCCUGGAGACCUUCACCGAUGAAUAUCUGCCGUGUACGUCUUUCGGAGAAUUUUGUGAUGUUGCUGGCCUACUUGGCGAAAUUGAGGAUCCAGACAGCUGGAUGGAUGAACUGCUGCAGUCACUUCCUUCGCCAGGAUCUGCAUCAGCUCCUUCAGGGUCUACUAGUACAGCGUCAUCUGGCAACAAUGCUCCUGGAACAGGCGGUGGUGCAACAUCGAACGCUUGAGUUUGACAGGAACUGUCGUUCGAAGCUGAAAUGGUGGACAACAACGAUGAUGAUGAUUGGUGAUGUUGAAAUAAUUAAUUUGUGCGCUAAAUAAAUGCAUUACUUAAUGUAAUAAUCAUAUUUCUAAAUGAAAACCCCUAAAGGGCUUAUUGAACAAACUAGAGUGAUUAUAAUAUUAUAUGGAGAGCUUGGCUCUUUCAAAUAACUGCAACAUUAGUACUGAUUAUCCAAAAAUGCAACUAAAUUUAUAAUAAAAAUCUUCUCAUGUUUGUCUAUACUAUUCAUUCAAGACUACUCAAAUAAAUAUCUAGCAACUCAAA